AUGACACAAAUAAAAGUGGACGCCUUAAUAACCAAUCAAUUCCUGGCAGCGGAUCUCCGUGAAAUCCGUCAAAUGCAAGAGGAGAGCAAGAGGAAACCGCCAAAAACGGAAAUUGUUUGGAGGAAUGUGUUCUUGUUUGCGGCUCUUCAUAUUGGAGCACUGAUUGGGCUCUAUCAGUUGGUGUUGCAGGCAAAAUGGGCAACCGUUGGAUGGGUUUUCCUCCUCCACACACUCGGAUCCAUGGGUGUCACUGGCGGAGCCCAUCGCCUCUGGGCUCAUCGCUCGUACAAAGCUCGUUUCCCAAUGAGAGUCUUCCUGAUGCUCAUCAACUCGAUCGCCUUCCAAAAUGACAUUAUCGAGUGGGCCCGAGACCAUCGGUGUCAUCAUAAAUGGACGGAUACGGAUGCUGACCCACAUAGCACGAAUCGAGGAAUGUUCUUUGCUCAUAUGGGAUGGUUGUUGGUGAAGAAGCACGAGCAGUUGAAGGUCCAGGGAGCCAAGUUGGAUUUGAGUGAUUUGUAUGCGGAUCGGGUUCUGAUGUUUCAGAGAAGAAACUACCUUCCCUUGGUCGGAAUCUUCUGCUUCGCUCUUCCCACCUUCAUCCCCGUCUACUUCUGGGGUGAAUCUGCACUCAUCGCCUUCUACACCGCCGCUCUCUUCCGCUACACCUUCACCCUUCAUGCCACAUGGUGCAUCAACAGUGUCUCUCAUUGGAUCGGCUGGCAGCCAUACGAUCAUCAAGCCUCCUCAGUUGACAACCUCUGGACAUCAGUUGCUGCGGUUGGAGAAGGCGGACACAACUACCAUCACACGUUUCCUCAAGACUACCGUACUUCGGAACACGCCGAGUUUUUGAAUUGGACAAGAGUACUGAUUGAUGUCGGUGCCACGUUGGGUCUGGUUUAUGACCGUAAGACUACAGCUGAGGAGGUUAUUGAGAGACAGUGCAAGAAGUUUGGAUGUGCCGAGGAGAGAGCAAAGAUGCUACAGAAGCUGGGCUAG
Messenger RNA from Caenorhabditis briggsae, 1002 nucleotides. It is a transcript of the gene Cbr-fat-5, whose product is annotated as Protein CBR-FAT-5. Gene Ontology annotation, molecular function: iron ion binding; stearoyl-CoA 9-desaturase activity. The record is from RefSeq and is a predicted model, not a curated record. Gene Ontology annotation, biological process: unsaturated fatty acid biosynthetic process. The transcript has 3 exons. Lineage: Eukaryota; Metazoa; Nematoda; Chromadorea; Rhabditida; Rhabditidae. Gene Ontology annotation, cellular component: endoplasmic reticulum membrane. Bases 1 to 1002 code for a protein of 333 amino acids.